AUGGAGCGCCAACACACCUUCCUGCAGUUGAAGCAGCCGUGUGUCCAAGUCCUACAAGCCACGGCCACUCUCUCGCAGAGCCCAAGCGCUCCGAGGGAGCUGAUCCACGCCCUCACCCGUCUGCUCACUAACCUCCAAUCCAUCACCUCCACACCUGGUCUCCUGGACGCUAAACUCACUGAGUACGCUUUCGUCUCUCUAUCUCAGGUACUGCGGAAUUCCCGACACGUCCCAGUUAGAGCGCUAGAGCUCUGCCUGGAAUGCAUCUCGACCUUGCUAUCUGCUAACUGGGGAGGUGGCCUUGAGCCUGCGCUCUCUGGACAACUCCUCAUCCUCUUCACCUUUCUCGCCAAACCUUCAUCCGCCGAGAAUGGCAUCUCGGCCACCUCAGAGGAGCUACAGUCGCUCGCUCUCGGCUGCACAUCCGAGUUGAUGAGUGCGACGUCUCGUACCAAGCAGGGCAAAGAGGCCAUGACGGCUGCGGCUAACAUACCUGCCUUGGGCGAGGCUGUACUAGUCAUGCUCGAACGUCUCACAGAUAGCAACUCCAACACCGUCAAGCUGCAGUCCACUUGCGCCCUCAAACAAACUGUCGGCGCGAUUGGCGAUGACGAUGCUCUUGCCAGCUUUCUGCCCAGGAUAGUCUCGUCUUUGGCUAAAGUAUUGACUCCCCGUAGCAGUGUUCGACCCGGCUUUCGCGUUGUUGAGCAAGGCUUGGAAGUUCUUGCAUCACUUCUUGCCCGUUUACUUGGCGAUGCCCAGACCAAAGAUUUGCCCGAGACACUACUGUCGGAUGAGUCUGGCGGAUGCACCACAAUAUCUCGAUCAGUCGCUUGGCUACAAGCAACUGCAACACAGAUGAAGAUUGCGCUUGCCAAUAUCUUCAGAUUGAGGGAUCAUGAUAAGCAAGAGGUACGGCAAGCGCUCUUGAAUCUGUGUCUUUGCGUCGUAAGGGAUUGUCGUACAUCACUGUCUCUUUGCACAAGCAUGGCUAUCGAAACCAUGGUCGAUCUGGCAGGCCAUGAGACCCCGGCCGACACCACUGAGGACAAACUCAAAAGACUGUUAUCAGCAGACCAGAAUCUCUCCGAACUUUUGCGCGAAAGUUUGCAUGGUUGGAUCGUCGCCUUGCCUAGAUUGAUGCGAUCAAAACACGACCGUACCCGCCAUAAAAUCGUACAUCAGAUAUCAGUCUCACUUCGCCUGUUCGAUGAAGAUCCAAUGAUUCUAGAUGAGCGUCUGGCCGAUAGUCUUCGGGAUGGCGUGUCUGCAGUGUUUAUCCAUGGCAGGGGGCUCGAAGAAAUAAACGACCGCAACGCCAGUCUCGUCGCUGGUCGUACGCUGGUAUUUAGCUCGACAGAGUCGUCUUCGUUCCCACUAAUCAGCAUGCAAUUCAAAGGCCAGGAAGACAUGAUGAAGGGGUUUAAAGUAUUAGUUCAAGAACUUGCACGAUCCAACUCUGCGUUGGCUGUUGCUCAGGGCCUGACCAAUUCCGUCGAUCUUGGGGCGCCCGAGAUGCGCUUGGCGAGCUUCUGGCUCUCAGUCAAUCUAGUAAGAGACAUGGCAUCAGUCAAUCCAUCUGUCGAUGAUUUCAUGAAUCUGGGAACGCCAAACCCGAGGGAGGAAGUCUUGGAUGACUUGUACUCGCAUUCUCUGUCAUUGCUGAACCAGCGAACUGUGGACACCAACAGCCAUUGGCAUUUAUAUGCAUUAGCGCUCGAGACGGUAGCUUUGCAGGCGAAGCGGUACAAGACUGAGUUUCGCCCGGAGUUGAGUGAAGUACUUUAUCCGGUGCUGCAUUACCUUGGCAGUUCCAACAGCGCACUACGCGAGCACGCCCUGAUUUGUCUCAAUAUCGUAGCAGGGGCCUCGGGAUACAAGGACGCAGGGGAGCUUGUUGUCAGUAAUGUCGAUUACAUUGUCAACGCAAUUGGCCUAAAGUUGGCAUAUGGCGAUGUGUCGCCUCAAGCACCACAAGUCCUACUCAUGAUGAUAAGGCUUUGUGGCCCACCUCUCCUACCUUACCUAGAUGACUUGGUGGAUAGUAUUUUCAACGCCUUGGAGAGAUAUCAUGGCUAUCCUAAGCUUGUGGAGCUGCUUUUCAACGUCUUGAAAGGCAUGACGGAACAAGGUGUCAAAGCACCACAACUUGCCGUGUCAGCCGACAAUAAGAAAGAGGAACAUGUGCAUCUGAAGAGAACGGUCGUCAUGAACGAUGUCAUCGAAGCAAUUCAAAAGUUCGAGGUAGAGACACAAGAGCGGGAAGAGGAAGAGAAGCAAGCGUCAAGGGAGGCACUCCCACGAAAGCCCUGGAAAGUCGGUAAGACUUCAGAAGAUACCGACUCCAAUAGCACGGACGAGGAGAACGGUCGCCCGCCUCCCCCACACACCGAGGAGUCUUCCCCUCCCGCCCCGCGUGCCUUUGCUAUUCUCCUCAAAAUCUCCGAGUUGACACAGCACUAUCUCACCACCAUGUCGCCUAACCUCCGGAACUCGCUUCUGUCCCUCCUUCGUACCACUAUACCUGCUAUUGCAGAACACGAGAACUCACUCCUGCCCCUCAUUAAUACGCUCUGGCCUGUAUUACUACCUCGUCUACAAGAUUCGGAAGCAUACGUGGUAUCAAAUGCGCUCGAUAUUGUAGCAUUGAUGUGUGAACACGGAAAAGAUUUCAUGCGAACUAGGAUCGAUGAUGCAUGGAACAUUACCAGGAAGGUCUACGAACGCACUAGACAGAACGACGACUCCAACAGGAAAGGCAGCUUCCAACCGAUGUCGCUAGAGAUCAAGGCUAUCGGGACUGGCCUGACGAGGCUCGCCGUGGACUCGCAGCCUACGGCCGACUUUUCACCAGUGGAGCUGUACGUUGAUACGCCUACACGGAUGAUCUGGAACAGUCUGACCGCCUUGCUAUGCGCCAUUGCGAAAAACGUAACGAUGCGGGAUGAGCGCUUCGAAGAAAUGCUGGACAUGCUGGACCCUGUGCUAGCGAGAGACGACACCAAGCUCAAGACCAUAGCUACCAGCAACGCCGACUGUGACCAGCAAACCCACAUCACCGCACCAAAUCCAAACACACUGAACCCAAACACACUGCAAUACGGCAUCAUCUCCAGGCGCACAGCACGUACUAUCGUCUACGUCCCAACAACACGACAAGGCGCGAAGAUGCCACCAGCCCCGACCCGCGCCGUCUCGUCCAAAGACCUCCCUCCUUCGGUCGAAGGCGCCUACUACCGCAAAUGCAUCGACCUCCGCCGCCGCAUAACCGACAUUGAAGAGAACAACGACGGCACGCGCCUGCGCAUCACACGCCUGAACCGCGGCAUCCAGAAGAUGCGCCUCGAGCGCGCAUUCCUGCUCGAGCAGCUGAACAAGCACAUGGAGUACAAUGUCGACGACAGCGAUCGCAGCAGCAGCCCACCGCCCACCCCAACCGAUAAGCCCUUGAGGAGCAAAAGGAGCCACAACAGGAAGGGCACGCCUCCUCUUGGUGGCAGCGCCGAGGGCCGACUGGGACUGGGCCCCCUGCCGCAUGCCAUCAACCCUAUGAGCAGUGCGCAGAGUACACCAGACCCGUCGGGACGGCCCCAGAACAGCUACUUCGGUGCCAUUGGCGCUGCCACGACGACCAGUCCACACACCGCUGUCAACGGCGCGCCUCCUACACUUCCUCCCCUGCACGCGCUCCCGCCGCUGCACGCACAGCAGCCGCAACAGCAGCCACCCCCUCAGCGCGCCUACUUCGACCCGGCUUACGAUGAACAGCGCCCGCCCGCGACCGACGCUGCGCCCCCUCCACCGCACAACGGUGAUACCGACAUGACAGAUGCAGCUUUCACAGCCGUCAACCGCUAA
Alternaria conjuncta is the source of this 3858-nucleotide messenger RNA. RefSeq lists its product as uncharacterized. Gene Ontology annotation, cellular component: cytoplasm. Bases 1 to 3858 code for a protein of 1285 amino acids. The transcript has 4 exons. The record is from RefSeq and is a predicted model, not a curated record. NCBI's taxonomy places the organism in Eukaryota, Fungi, Ascomycota, Dothideomycetes, Pleosporales, Pleosporaceae. Gene Ontology annotation, biological process: chromatin remodeling.